This is a messenger RNA of Cyclocybe aegerita, 1617 nucleotides long. The record is from the annotation of a GenBank genome assembly. NCBI's taxonomy places the organism in Eukaryota, Fungi, Basidiomycota, Agaricomycetes, Agaricales, Hemipholiotaceae.
AUGACUGGUGAAAAGUCGAUGGGGAUCGACUUCACCGCCUUUCUGCUGCAUCUCUUGGGUUUCGACGACCCGGACCGUAUCAUCCAUCGACGAAAGGAGCUGCAGUUCGAGAUGUGCGCCUCGAAUGUCGGCGCGAGGAUCGACGUCUGCGUGGAGGGGAGAUCGCGGGAAUGCAUCUUCCUCGUCCAGCAUGCCACCAACACCAUGAUCGACCCAGAGCCCCAACUAAUCGCAGGAGCCAUCGCUGCAUUCACCCAAACCAGCCUGGGCCGCAUCGCCUCUGGCCUACCUCCUCUACGAGAAAAGGUGAUCCCCGGCGUUACCAUGUGUGGAACGACGCCCACCUUUUUCACAAUCCCAAUCACCCUUGAACUAGUGGAUGGAGUGGCGUCGGGGAUUAGGCCGGAACGGGUCACCGUCGUUCAUCGAUGUGUUCCUCCCGUUGCGAGACCGGCUACGGCGCCAGCUGUCAUCUUCCAGAUCCCUAUCAUGACCAGCGUAACGCACUUGUUUCCAGCCUUCCCUCCUGAAAUCUCCAGUAUCAUCGUCGAAUUUGCAGAAGAGCGUCCCGCACUCUGCGCUUUAGCUCUUUCUUGCUCCUUCCUACGUGCUGAAGCGCAGCGGGUGCUCUUCCGUGCCGUGAGCGACGAUUACGACGGCACGACCCACUACCACUUUCUCUCUACCCUCAUUGAAUACCCGCAUCUCGGAGGGCUUGUCCUUGAAUACGCCGGGCAUUCAAUUGCACAUACGCAACCUGGUUCCUUUCCUGACAUCUUAAGGCGUGCUCUUCCGCUCAUGGGGAAUUUACAAGACCUCGCUUUUACGCACGAAGGUGCUUUUCCUGACGACCCAGAGGAGGUUCUCCCACCGGGGCUCCCUUUCCAACUCACAGGUUUCACGUGGGCACAUGAAUUUGGAGAGGCCCAUGUGUGGCAUUUCGUGCAAAUGCAGACCAAAUUGGAAUCACUUGAAUGGUACCCGACCAAAGUAUGGGGCGCACCGCCGCACUACCCCGACUUACGCUUUCUGAAGGGGAACUGCUUCACCGUCCAGAUGUUUCUUCCGGGUCAUUCCAUUGAAGACCUGCGAUUCUCCCUUGAAGACGAACCCACAGAGGAGCCAGAUGCACGGCUCCUUCCAGGCAAUGACAUUGAUUCCGUCGCCGAAGAGCUUGGGCAAGUUACGAGAUUUGAACUCACUGACAGCGUGCUGGCCGCUGGCCGCGGAUCUGAGUCUCAAGCGCUCCUGAAGCAUCUCACAUCUGUUCGUAUCCUCGAUGUGGUACCUCUGUAUGAAGGAGAUUUGGAGGUAAUACGACGCCUCCCUAAUCUCGAAAUUUUGGUCCUUACACUUGAUGAUGACGAAGACAUCGAGCUGCCAGUGUGGAGUUGCCCUCUCGAAACCGACCGCAACGCCACCAUAAACACGUUAUUUUCGACCUGUCACACCCUCAAGUGCCUCUAUAUCACCAAGAGUGCUCUCAACGUCUCUGAUGAAUCCUGCGAAGAGUAUGAAAUAUGGAUUGAAGGCAAGAAACAGAGCAAAACUUUGUCGCAUGACCAAGUGGACGAUAUACUUUGCGAUUACCCUGACGUGGAGCUGUGCCCUGCCUGA